AUGUGGCUGUUCGGGGGACUCGUCUGGAUUUUGGUGGCUUCCUCCAACGUUCCUCUACCUCUGCUCCAAGGAUGGGUCAUGUUCGUGUCCGUGACGGCUUUUACCCUUUCCCUCCUUUUCCUGGGCGUGUUCCUCUCUGGCAUGGUGACUCAGAUCGAUGCCAACUGGAAUUUCCUGGAUUUUGCUUACCAUUUUACAGUGUUCGUCUUCUACUUUGGAGCCUUUUUACUAGAAGCAGCAGCCACCUCCCUGCACAAUCUGCAUUGCAAUACAACCAUGGUCGUGCAGCCGCUCCUGAGUAAUAACCAGUAUAACAUAAACGUAGCAGCUACAAUUUUUGCCUUUGUGACGACAGUUUGUUAUGGUUGCAGUCUGGGUCUGGCCUUACGAAGAUGGCGACCGUGA
Pipistrellus nathusii (Nathusius's pipistrelle) is the source of this 405-nucleotide messenger RNA. NCBI's taxonomy places the organism in Eukaryota, Metazoa, Chordata, Mammalia, Chiroptera, Vespertilionidae. The record is from the annotation of a GenBank genome assembly.